Molecule: messenger RNA, 1989 nt
Organism: Aspergillus aculeatus ATCC 16872
Lineage: Eukaryota; Fungi; Ascomycota; Eurotiomycetes; Eurotiales; Aspergillaceae
Product: LysM peptidoglycan-binding domain-containing protein
Exons: 8
Coding region: 1-1989 (662 amino acids)
Source: RefSeq, a predicted model, not a curated record
AUGAACUCACUCUUGUCAUGUUUCGCCCUAAUUGGCUUCGGGCAGCUGUCCUUGGCCACGACGCUAUAUAACGGCGCGCAAAAACAGCUUUUCUCGUCUAAUAUCACCGAUGCCUGCGACGCUGCGUCCAAUACCACCAUCGACUGCCCAGAGAAUGUUAUCCAAUAUGUGACAUACCCUAUUCAGUCCGUCAAUUGGAACUCCUCGUGGAUGAACGACUUGUGUACAAGCGAAUGCAAGUCAUCUUUGGCAGCAUUAGCCACAGCUGUAGACACCAAUUGCAAAGACACCUUCAUUGUGGAUAACCAAGAUUGGACCUUUCCAUACUUCAUGAGUCAUUUUGAAUACAAAUACGAUCUCAUCUGCUUGGCCGAUGAGAGCACAAACGAGUUUUGCCUGGACGUGGAAGCCAGUUGGAAUAUCACUGCGAUGAUGCUCCUGGAUGAAGCCAGCUGGCCUACUUACACAAACAAGUGCUAUUAUGAUGCUUCAGAGGGUUACUGGGAAUACGUGGUGGACGUAGAUGGCACGUGUCUCAGCCCCUUCGACUUUACAUUCGAGAACGCGAGCAGUAUGGCUGGGCUAGGGAAGAUGGAAGCCCUGGACUACUACGUUACCAGACCUGAUCCUAUUGAUGACGACAACUACGGUUGGCAGAAAUUUAGAUACGGGUUGGAGUCCCCUUGGGGAGAUGUCUGGGAGUAUGGUCAUCAUUCUUUGCCAUUUGCGACCUCGACUGACAUUAUCAACAGUAACCUCACUGCACAGAUUUGGACUAAUAUGCAGGCGAACUGUGGGUGGAGCAACAUGACCAUAAGCCCUGCCAAUGAUUACUCUGCCUAUGAAACUGCUGAUAUCAUAUUGGACACCGAUCCUGGCCCAGUCACCGAUGUCUGUCCUCAGACAUUGAACAUCACCGGAUCCAUGAACAUGACAUGUCAAGAAGCCACCGUGUACUUCCAAGUACCUUCGGCCGGACUGAUGAACCUCAACAAUGAUUUGAACUGCAUGACACUGAUCAACCGCACAAUAUGCGCGCCCUUGUCUUGCCCAAUUAGUACAGUUGAAAUUGACAACAACAUCAUUACUGUUGCUGAGUGGGUUGCGCGGUAUGCGAAUUUUACUCUUACGCAGUUUCUGACCUGGAACCCAUACAUUGGACUGAGCAUUAUGGCGAACGGAGAUACGGUGUGCUCUGGUCCUCCUGGUGGUGCUUAUGUUGUGCCCUCCGCUACUGCUUCGGUGCAAACGAUAUAUACCACAGCAGCAACCCCGACAAGUCCUGUUCCUUCUGGUACCACUGCUGAAUGCGGCCUAUACUAUACGGUCACAAGUGGUGAUGACUGUGCUUUAAUCUGCGAAGCAUACAGUCUAACACUAGACCAAUUCAAGUUAUUAAACCCUUCGAUUAAUGCCACUUGCGGCAAUCUGCUAGCAGGUGAUGAUUAUUGUGUUGCGCCUGUUAAUGGAACCUAUGUCACAACGACGACACCAACAGCUACCAUUUCCACCACCGCAAGUUUUGUCACUCCUCCGAGCGCGACCGUCACCGGCACCACCUCCGAGUGCUACCAAUAUUACGAAGCGCAGGCCGGCGACGGCUGCGACAGUAUCGAGUCCAAGUACGGGCUCACUCAGGCCGAAUUCAUCGCUCUGAACACAUACAUCGAUUCUUCUUGCAGUAAUCUAUGGCCGGGCUAUAGCUACUGUGUAGCGGGAAUUCCCCUUGCUAACAUUAGCAGUAGCAUAACAGCUACCGCCACGACGACGACAACGACGACGACCGGUGAGGUUACCACCCCAACACCAACUCAAACGGGCAUGGUCACCGGUUGUACCAGUUUCUAUAAGGCGCAGUCCGGGGAUGGAUGCUGGGCGAUUGCGGUGGAUCAUGGAAUCACACAGGCUGAGUUUAUUGAAUGGAACCCGGAUGUAGGAUCGGACUGUAGUGGUCUCUGGCCGGACUACUACUACUGUGUUGCUGUUUAG